GCUCCGCCCGGCAUUCGCGCCGUGGCUUCCACGACCGGUGUACCUGUCACGCAGCUAACCUCGUGCGCGCUGACCGUAACGUCUCCCGAGAGACGGCGUACGUUGUAACUGUCCACAACAAUCUCGGUGGUGUAAAAAUAAAGCCGUCGACAGACGGCGGCGUCCCAAGUUAUAUUUAAAUGAUAGCGCAGAAGCGGGGCCCGGCUCGACUCGAACUCCCGACGACAUGAGACUAAGAAGUGUGGCCGUGCUGCAGUGCGAGUGCUCGGGCCCGAGGGCGUGCCCCGACGGCUCCUCCAACGGCACGUGCACCACCCAGCCCGGGGGGUACUGCUUCGUGGCCGUGGAGGAGGUGCUGGACGACUACGGCGCCGUCGUCAGAGACAGGACCACCGGCUGUCUGCCGCCUGAAGAAGCUGGGUUUAUGCAAUGCAAGAGUUCACAAGUGCCGCACCAGCACCCGAAAGCCAUCGCGUGCUGUAACGACGGAGACUUCUGCAACCGUCCGCUGCAGCCGCAGCUGCCCGAGCCGCCGCCCGACGUCACCGAGGCGCCCGCGCCGCGCCCGCAGCUCCCCGGCAGCCCCACCAUCUUGCUCGCGGCCGCUCUCUGCAUCGCCCUCGUAGCGUUCGUCGCCGCCUUCGUGCUCCUCUUCCGGCGACGGCGACGCGGCUGCAAGCGACCCCCGACCCCGCCGACCAUCUCGCACACCUCUGAAAUAUCCUCGGGCUCCGGAUCCGGCCUGCCUCUGCUCGUCCAGAGAACGGUGGCUAAACAAAUACAAAUGGUCGAGUCAAUCGGCAAGGGACGCUACGGCGAGGUCUGGCUGGCGAAGUGGCGCGGCGAAAAGGUCGCCGUCAAGGUCUUCUUCACGACGGAAGAGGCUUCCUGGUUCCGCGAAACUGAAAUAUACCAGACUGUACUCAUGCGACACGAGAAUAUCCUCGGAUUCAUCGCCGCAGACAUCAAGGGCACGGGAUCGUGGACUCAGAUGCUGCUCAUCACGGACUAUCACGAGAACGGAUCCCUACACGAUUAUCUUCAAACUGUCGUGUUGGAUACGCACAGUAUGAUGACCAUGGCGUACUCUAUAGUCAGCGGGCUCGCGCACCUGCACAUGGACAUCUUCGGCACGAACGGCAAACCGGCGAUAGCGCACCGCGACAUUAAGAGCAAGAACAUUUUAGUGAAACGGAACGGGCAGUGCGCGCUCGCGGACUUCGGCCUGGCGGUGCGCUUCAUCGCGGAGCGGAACGAGGUGGACAUCGCGCCCAACACGCGGGUGGGCACGCGCCGCUACAUGGCGCCCGAAGUGCUCGACGAGAAACUGGACGUGACCAACUUCGAAGCGUUCAAAAUGGCCGACAUGUACUCCCUCGGGCUGGUCCUGUGGGAGCUGGGCCGGCGCUGCGCGACGGGCGACAAGGGGCAGUACGUGGAGGCGUACGCGCUGCCCUACCACGAGCACGUGCCGCCCGACCCGUCCUUCGAGGACAUGCACGCGGCGGUGGUGCGGCGCGGCGCCCGCCCCCCCCUCCCCGCGCGCUGGCUGCGCGCCGAGCCGCUGGCGGCGCUGGCGGCGGUGAUGGCGGAGUGCUGGCACGCCAACCCGCCCGUGCGGCUCACGGCGCUGCGGGUCAAGAAGACUCUCUCCAAAUACGUCACGGAGACCACCAUCAAGCUGGUGUGACGGUGUACAUGUGUUCUGUUCCUGUAAAUAUGUGACGUUACGUGACUGAUUCGUGUUCCUCGAUAUGUUUCUAUUUAUUUUUACGUGAAUCACAAGCCCCACAGCGACCCCGACGAUGCGAAUCCUGAUUCUGACCGACCACCGUUUAUUUAAAUCUCAGUAUUGUUAAGUUAAUUCGGAUACCAGUGAAACGAUUUCGUCAAGUUAUCGGUACGGACUUAUGAAAUCGACGGUCCUUCCGGAAUCUCGGUAACUGUAAUGAGUUAUAGUUAUUUGUAUUUUGUUUCAUAGAAUAUAUACGAAGGGUUUUUGUAUAUUGAAAAUUUGUUGUCUUCCGUUUUGAUAAGAAUAGGUGAAUCGCGACGAGGCAGCUCAGAUAAUACUCUGGUUUUGUUUCUAAAAUGGUUUGAAUUCCAAUUUGAGAUGCGACGAAUUAAUAAUAGUAAUAAAUGUUGCUUCACAUAAUUAAAUGAUGGUACUGGUAUUCCUCUUAACUAAAUUUUCAUGUCAAAUCUUUCAAAUUCUACCUGACUCGCCCAAUCUUGGGUAACUAUUCCUUGGCGAACCCUGGGCUCCUUUCCAGGAAGGAAGAAACCAGGACAAAUGCAAGGAUAAUGACAAAGUUCCACGUGAUUUACUUUGCAUAUUCAAUUAUUGUCACUCAUUCUUGUCACAUCGCAAAUUCGAAUUCAAACUUAAGCGUUAACGACGCAACGUGUGUAGUACUUGUUACUGUUACUUGUAGCGAGUUGUAUUGUGAUAUUUCGACAAUAAGAUACAUAAUGUACAAACAAAACAUUCAAAAUUGAACAUUACUCACAAAUAGCAAUAGUUAUGUUCACUUUCUAACGAAGCGCCAUUGUAGUUCGUACUUAAAUUUCGAUGAAAAGACUUAUGGUAGUGCGAGUAUUAACCCUACAAUGCAUGAUUUUUUUAAAUGUUGUCAUUAAAAUAUAUGUGGUUCUAUAUAGCGUCUAGACAUAAUAAAUGAUAAUAAUAAUAAUAAAAAAAUAUUAUUUAAGAAGAUAUUUAUUUUUUUAAAUCUGUUCCAUAUGUGGUACAGUAUGCAUUAACACUAAUAUUUGGCUCAUAAUCAGGAACAAUGAACACAAUCAUAUAUUUAGUUUUAUAGUUACAGUUACUCUACUUAUUGAUGAAAUUUAUAAAAACAAUUGUUGUCUUUGUUCAAACACAACUCAACACGACACUUUUCGCAAAAAAUAUAAGUUUUCCCUUUACAUUGUGGAUAUCUACAGCGUUGUCUUUUCUGGUUCCAUAUAGGCAGAUGAUCAAAUUUAUCCAGUCUGACAUCUCGAGGGGGAAGGAUUGCUGCAUUUCUUUUUUUCUUCUUCUCCAACGCGUCGUCAGUGGCAGAAGACGGUCUUCCUCUUUUUUUUUUGUAAUGAUGGUCCACUCAUACAAAGACUUUUAGCGAUUUCCAGUUUAAAAUCUUUUAAUUUAAUCGCACUUGGCUCAUUCUUCUGUUCUCCCACCCUCUUGUUUAGAAGCCAGCUAUUUAUUGUGGCAAUGUCUAGAAAAUGGUAAAACAAACGCAGAUACCAUUUUCUAGUACGCAUUCUUAUUUUGUAUUUUCCAAGAAAGGAGUCUAACAAAUCCACUUCCCCCAUAUGCUGAUUGUAGAUUUUUACUAUUUUAGGACAAUCCACUUCAAUGUAUUUUUUUUGUUUCUUGCAAUACCGGCUAACCUUUUCAAUGGGCUGUUGCCCUACAAAAGAUGAAGACAAAACUACAGGCUUAUUAUCAUACCACAUCACUGUGCCAACUUCCGUGCCAUCUACAUCAGCUACCCAUUCUUCUGAAUGGCCUCGUUCUGUUUUAGUACUCUUCAAGUCUUUCAGGGAUGGGAUUUUCAAAUCUUUGCCCAGUCGACCUUUGUUUACCGUUCCAAGUGACUGGAUACCAGCCUGUAAAGAUUUCUUUUUCCAUAUUAAAUUUCUUUUCUUUCUUUCCGAAAUCCGAUUUCUGGUAACUGGCAUAGUGAUAGAACUUCUACUUUGGCGUGAUGACGUACUUGGCUCUGAAAUGUUGGGUCGAGGAUUUAUUUCGGCGGAGGAGUUGUUUUCGGCGAGGGUAGUACUACAGUUAGUAGAAGAUGAUGGUGCAUACCUGGUAGGCUCAAUAUCAUUUUCAGAGUCACUAUCUGCACUCAUUUGGUUCAAGUUUUCCCUGAUUCUCGCCAUGUCAUCAUCACUUUCCGCACUUGAAAAGUCUAGACCGUCUUCACUCCCUGAGGGUAUAUUUAAAUACUGCUCAAUAUACUCGUCAGAUAAUACCUUCUUCGCCAUAAUCUGUAAUGAAAUCAAACCGAAACAACAUAUUAGAAGUGAAUUAAUGCAUGGUGUACCAUAUCUGGAACAUUUAAAUAAGUUGGUAUUUUUACAUAAAAUAGUAAUAUUUAAAAAAAAUAUUACUUACCUUCGUUUAUUAUACACUGUUUCUAAUGUAAAUAUAUUUUUAUCCGCUUCAAAAUCUUACAAAAACUAUUUUAUUUAGAUUUUUCAAUUUACGUAAAACACGAACUCGCAUCGAUCAUUCAAACUCUGUAAGAAUCACAACAUUAUUCGAUAGCUAACGCCAUCUAGUGACAUUUGCAAUUACUAAAUCGUUGCUAAGUGUUUAAAGAUUAUUCCGUCGGUCGAUAAAUGUUGCUACGUAUCUUUAAACGAACAGUGGACUUAUUUAUUUUAUCUGUACCAGAUGUGGAACUGUAUGCGCUGUAGGGUUAAUGUAUGAGAAGUGUUUAGCGUGUCAUAGGAAGCCUUCGCCACGAUUAGUAUUAAUUCACAUGGUUUCUUGCGUUGCCCUCGGUCUGACGUCAUUGGAAAUUAGCGCGCCUAAAAAUCAAUCACUUGUUUACAUACAUACAUAAAAUCGCGCCUUUUUUUUCAAGGGAUAAGCAGAGACUAAACCUUCCCACCCCGAACUUUCCAUAGACAUUCCUUGUAUAUUUGUUUAGUCAAACCAUCUUAACAUAGCGUUUACAUUACUUCUUAUACUCACUAAGGCUGUUAAAUUAUUUGAAUGCUUACUCCGGCAGCCAUUUUCAGCUCGCACAGGAAAUAAAGCUCUGUGGUGUGUAACAAUUAUCUAGAGAAUUUUACUAUAUUGCAUCUGUUUUAAAGUUUCGUAAUUCCCGUAAGAAUGGCCCCGUUAACAGCUUAUUAUGUGAGACCGAGCGGCCGCGUGGCAUUUAGUGCGCCUGCGUCGCGCCCUGUACAGUGUACUGUAAAUAUAGCUGUAGAAACAUUGCAUAGGUAAUACAUGUUGAUAGAUAAGAUAUAAAUAAAAUAUUAAUGGACGUACA
Messenger RNA from Amyelois transitella, 5015 nucleotides. It is a transcript of the gene tkv, whose product is annotated as bone morphogenetic protein receptor type-1B. NCBI's taxonomy places the organism in Eukaryota, Metazoa, Arthropoda, Insecta, Lepidoptera, Pyralidae. The record is from RefSeq and is a predicted model, not a curated record. The transcript has 3 exons. Gene Ontology annotation, cellular component: signaling receptor complex; plasma membrane. Gene Ontology annotation, biological process: dorsal/ventral pattern formation; protein phosphorylation; cellular response to growth factor stimulus. The coding region runs from base 227 to 1690 and encodes 487 amino acids. Gene Ontology annotation, molecular function: SMAD binding; transforming growth factor beta receptor activity, type I; ATP binding.